AUGACGACACCACGCACGCCCACCGAGUCCUCGGGCCUGCUCCGAUCGCUCUCCAAGUCGAACGUCUUUGAAGAGACGUCGCGCGUCCUGCGGUCCAUCUCGCGCUCGAACGCGUUCGAAGAAGACCCGGCCACGCUCACGACCGCGCUCUACGCGUCGGCGACGAUCACCGAGAUCCACACGUCGCCGUUGCAGGCGUGGCUGGGCACGCUCAUCCUCGCCGCGAGCCUCUUCACUGUCUCGUCCGUGGGUAUUGCGCUCGACCUCCAGACGGGCGUCACACCGCUCCUCAAGCUCUUUUGGCGCAUGACGGCCACUGCGUUCUUCAUGGGCCUCUUUGCCUACGCCCGCGGCUGCUCCUUCAAGCUGCCGACGACGAUCGAUGUGGUCUCGAUGGCAUUUGCCGGCAUUGGCUACGUCAUCUUCCUCGGCACGUUCAUUUGCGCACUUGACAUGACGUCCGUGAGCCACGCGUAUAUCUUCAACAACUGCCACUCGCUUCUCCUCGUCUUCGGAAAGCUCUUGUUUCGCCAGCCCGUGACUGGCGCGCAGCUCACUGGUACGCUCAUUGGCCUUGUCGGCGGCAUCGUGACGACGCUGGACUUUCACCCGUCGGACCCGAACGCACCGAUCACGCUGCCGUCCAUGGAGGGCGAUUUCGUGGCUUUUGUCGGCGCGAUCGGCGGCGUCUUGUACCUCACGCAGGCCGAGCGCCUCCGCCCGAACGUCGACCUCAUGGUGUUCAUGUACUACCUCGACCUCAUCGGCGCCGGCAUCCUCCUCACGCUCCUCGUGUGUACGGGCGCGCCCCUUGAGUUCUCGAUGGACCCAGCGGUCGGUCUCUACGGCUGGAUGACGCCGGUCGCCAACCGCCUUCCGGUCGCCCUCUACAUUGUCUUUGUCUGCGAUUUCAUUGGCACCAUGGGCUACGUCCGCGGUCUCUACUACUUUGAACCGAUCGUGAUCUCAAUGGUCAUGCUCCUCGAGCCCAUCAUCGCCACGGUGAUUGGCAUCUUGGCCCACGUCGAAGCCAUUCCCGGUCUCCUCACGCUCGGUGGCGGCCUCCUCGUGCUUGCAGGAACCGCGCUCGUCAUUCUGAGCUCGCCGACCAAGGCCAACAACGCAGACGAUAUCGAGAAGGCGCGACUGACACCGCCCAAGCGAUGCAUCUCAAACUCGGUGGCUACGAUCCAAGUAUGA
Messenger RNA from Saprolegnia diclina VS20, 1200 nucleotides. RefSeq lists its product as hypothetical. Bases 1 to 1200 code for a protein of 399 amino acids. The transcript has 3 exons. The record is from RefSeq and is a predicted model, not a curated record. NCBI's taxonomy places the organism in Eukaryota, Oomycota, Saprolegniomycetes, Saprolegniales, Saprolegniaceae.